Messenger RNA from Enhydra lutris kenyoni (northern sea otter), 303 nucleotides. RefSeq names its product colipase like 2. The coding region runs from base 1 to 303 and encodes 100 amino acids. Gene Ontology annotation, molecular function: enzyme activator activity. The record is from RefSeq and is a predicted model, not a curated record. Gene Ontology annotation, cellular component: extracellular region. Lineage: Eukaryota; Metazoa; Chordata; Mammalia; Carnivora; Mustelidae. The transcript has 3 exons. Gene Ontology annotation, biological process: response to food; lipid catabolic process; digestion.
AUGGCCACAGCCUUCAUGCUCCUUGUAGGGGUCCUGCUCCCUUGCUGGGGCGAUUUCCGGCUCUUUAAAAAGAGGUUCAUGAAGGUGAAUGGGGCUGAGUGCUCCCACCACUCUGAGUGUGCCAGUGACUGCUGCCUGAUGGACCUGGACCGUGCUGGAGCCUUCUGUGCCCCCAGGGCCAGAAUGGCCAUGUUGUGCUUAUUCCAGACCAAGGGAGCUAUCAACAUCAUAUGCCCCUGCCAAAGCGGCUUGAGUUGCAUAACCAGGGACCCAUUCUGUUCCCGCCGGUGCCAUUUGAUUUAA